AUGCCGUGGCUCGGGUGGGCACAUCAGCAAGCUGCAAGGCCGGCCGCCGAUCGAGCGUUCAAGCCUACCUCCAGGCAGUCUCGAAGCGAGCCGAAGAUCGAGUGCAAACUGCGGGCUACGCCUACGGCGCACCCCAUUCCCAGGACCGCAGGCGCCAGCGGAUAUGAUCCCUGGGCGUCAUCCUAUGCGAAAUGUUCUUUUCGGUUAUGCCCACCCGGUGCCGUGGACGACACGUGGAUGGACGACAAGGCUGCUGUAGAUGCGGCGAUUGAAAGACAGGCGGCAUUUUACAGCAGCCUGGUUGUCCAUCCACAUGUCGUCUAUGAAAGCAACCUGGAAGCUUUCGAGCGUGACGCCAAGGGCCACAGUCUUUCGAACAAGAAGGCACGGCCCCUGCGAGAGCUCCCGAUCGCCCAACUACUGCUACGGCCCCUUCCGCGUUACGAAUUCGGGUUAAUCUGCCAGUCCUGGAGACAUCGAGCUUUGCGAGUGGAAGUGGGCAAUGCCGGCACUACGCCGCUCCGCAAAAAUCAGUGCUGCUGUACCGCUCACAGUACACCAUUCCCGGGGCCCCCUCCUGACGCAUGUAGGCCGCAGUCCAGAAUCCUCGGCCAGACGUGGACAACGGUUCAUAUGACACACUUUCCCGCGACCUACUCCGAAUCUAUCACAGUUGUCACCCGGGAGGGUGAAAGUGUGGGUAUCCGCGGGAAAUCAGUGUCUUUACCAAGAUACCUCCACCGAGCAAUCGAAGCCAUCGGCCUUCGCACGGCAAUCAAAAAAUUCUUGCCACAGAGCAACCGGGGUGAGGCCGCAGGCCUAUACAGCAUCAAGCUCUUCCUCGUUCCCACGGAGAACACCUCCAUUUCCGUGGAACACCAAUGGCUGCUCCACCGUCUUACUGAGAAACGACAAUGUGGAGAUAAGGUUCCUGCAGGGCCGUGACCGCUCAUGCAUUCCGCCCGGGGAUACCUACCGCUUCCGUGGACCUGUCAUGUUCGAUGUAUGACCAGAUUCAACCAACCGACCAGUUCCCGACUCGAACACCCUCUCGGCAACGGCACUCCGAGACUUUACGCGAGUCGCAAAGGUCAUGAUGUUGUAAACUAGCUCUGUGCACGGCCAAGCGCCACCCACUUAGAUCGUAGACCGCCAUGUGCAAAUCUCAAGCACGCCAUUCGCUGAAACUGGAGACCCUGUGCGCUCAAGCACGCCAUGGACCCUAGAAAGACAAAGAAUAGAACCGCUCUGUGGAAAAAGAAGUCGGGUACACGGCAGCUAAUCAACCAUCUUGCACGUCAAGAUGAGCAUGUCUGCAUGUCUGGUAGAAUCCGUUUCCCAAAUUGUUAGGAAAUUGUGAAUGAUUUCUUGUGUCGGUGGUCGCAUUGGCCUCGAUCGUCAAUGGCAAAAUGUAGUAUUUAUAUGCACGGGCACCCUACG
This is a messenger RNA of Fimicolochytrium jonesii, 1440 nucleotides long. RefSeq lists its product as uncharacterized. The coding region runs from base 1 to 945 and encodes 314 amino acids. NCBI's taxonomy places the organism in Eukaryota, Fungi, Chytridiomycota, Chytridiomycetes, Spizellomycetales, Powellomycetaceae. The transcript has 5 exons. The record is from RefSeq and is a predicted model, not a curated record.